Closterium sp. NIES-65 is the source of this 2424-nucleotide messenger RNA. Lineage: Eukaryota; Viridiplantae; Streptophyta; Zygnematophyceae; Desmidiales; Closteriaceae. The record is from the annotation of a GenBank genome assembly.
AUGCUCCUCUCCUUCCAUUCUCUCCCUCACACACUUUCCUUUCCCCCCUCUCUCCCUCUUUCCCUCCCUCCUUCCCUCCCUCUCUCCCUCUUUCCCUCCCUCCUUCCCUACAUUGACUCAAUCUGCUCCUUAUUCUCUCAGCUCCUCUCCUUCCAUUCUCUCCCUCACACACCUUCCAUCCUCCCUCUCUCCCUCUUUCCCUCCCUCCUUCCCUCCCUCUCUCCCUCUUUCCCUCCCUCCUUCCCUCCCUCUCUCCCUCCUUUCAUCAGAACAGAGCAGGUGAGUGGUGCGGCAGAGCAGGUGAGUGGUGCGGCAGAGCAGGUGAGUGGUGCGGCAGAGCAGGUGAGUGGUGCGGCAGAGCAGGUGAGUGGUGCAGCAGAGCAGGUGAGUGGUGCGGCAGAGCAGGUGAGUGGUGCAGCAGAGCAGGUGAGUGGUGCGACAGAGCAGGUGAGUGGUGCAGCAGAGCAGGUGAGUGGUGCGGCAGAGCAGGUGAGUGGUGCGGCAGAGCAGGUGAGUGGUGCAGCAGAGCAGGUGAGUGGUGCGACAGAGCAGGUGAGUGGUGCGGCAGAGCAGGUGAGUGGUGCGGCAGAGCAGGUGAGUGGUGCGGCAGAGCAGGUGAGUGGUGCAGCAGAGCAGGUGAGUGGUGCGGCAGAGCAGGUGAGUGGUGCGGCAGAGCAGGUGAGUGGUGCAGCAGAGCAGGUGAGUGGUGCGGCAGAGCAGGUGAGUGGUGCGACAGAGCAGGUGAGUGGUGCAGCAGAGCAGGUGAGUGGUGCGGCAGAGCAGGUGAGUGGUGCGGCAGAGCAGGUGAGUGGUGCGGCAGAGCAGGUGAGUGGUGCGGCAGAGCAGGUGAGUGGUGCGGCAGAGCAGGUGGGUGGUGCGGCAGAGCAGGUGAGUGGUGCGGCAGAGCAGGUGAGUGGUGCGGCAGAGCAGGUGAGUGGUGCGGCAGAGCAGGUGAGUGGUGCGGCAGAGCAGGUGAGUGGUGCGGCAGAGCAGGUGAGUGGUGCGGCAGAGCAGGUGAGUGGUGCGGCAGAGCAGGUGAGUGGUGCAGCAGAGCAGGUGAGUGGUGCGGCAGAGCAGGUGAGUGGUGCGGCAGAGCAGGUGAGUGGUGCGGCAGAGCAGCUGAGUGGUGCGGCAGAGCAGGUGGGUGGUGCGGCAGAGCAGGUGAGUGGUGCGGCAGAGCAGGUGAGUGGUGCGGCAGAGCAGGUGAGUGGUGCAGCAGAGCAGCUGAGUGGUGCGGCAGAGCAGGUGAGUGGUGCGGCAGAGCAGGUGAGUGGUGCGGCAGAGCAGGUGAGUGGUGCAGCAGAGCAGGUGAGUGGUGCAGCAGAGCAGGUGAGUGGUGCGGCAGAGCAGGUGAGUGGUGCGGCAGAGCAGGUGAGUGGUGCGGCAGAGAAGGUGAGUGGUGCGGCAGAGCAGGUGAGUGGUGCGGCAGAGCAGGUGAGUGGUGCGGCAGAGCAGGUGAGUAGUGCGGCAGAGCAGGUGAGUGGUGCGGCAGAGCAGGUGAGUGGUGCGGCAGAGCAGGUGAGUGGUGCAGCAGAGCAGGUGACUGGUGCGGCAGAGCAGGUGAGUGGUGCAGCAGAGCAGGUGACUGGUGCGGCAGAGCAGGUGAGUGGUGCAGCAGAGCAGGUGAGUGGUGCAGCAGAGCAGGUGAGUGGUGCAGCAGAGCAGGUGAGUGGUGCAGCAGAGCAGGUGAGUGGUGCGGCAGAGCAGGUGAGUGGUGCAGCAGAGCAGGUGAGUGGUGCAGCAGAGCAGGUGAGUGGUGCAGCAGAGCAGGUGAGUGGUGCAUCAGAGCAGGUGAGUGGUGCAGCAGAGCAGGUGAGUGGUGCAGCAGAGCAGGUGAGUGGUGCAGCAGAGCAGGUGAGUGGUGCAGCAGAGCAGGUGAGUGGUGCGGCAGAGCAGGUGAGUGGUGCAGCAGAGCAGGUGAGUGGUGCAGCAGAGCAGGUGAGUGGUGCAGCAGAGCAGGUGAGUGGUGCAGCAGAGCAGGUGAGUAGUGCGGCAGAGCAGGUGAGUGGUGCAGCAGAGCAGGUGAGUGGUGCGGCAGAGCAGGUGAGUGGUGCAGCAGAGCAGGUGAGUGGUGCGGCAGAGCAGGUGAGUGGUGCGGCAGAGCAGGUGAGUGGUGCAGCAGAGCAGGUGAGUGGUGCGGCAGAGCAGGUGAGUGGUGCAGCAGAGCAGGUGAGUGGUGCAGCAGAGCAGGUGAGUGGUGCGGCAGAGCAGGUGAGUGGUGCAGCAGAGCAGGUGAGUGGUGCGGCAGAGCAGGUGAGUGGUGCGGCAGAGCAGGUGAGUGGUGCGGCAGAGCAGGUGAGUGGUGCGGCAGAGCAGGUGAGUGGUGCGGCAGAGCAGAUGAGUGGUGCGGCAGAGCAGGUGAGUGGUGCGGCAGAGCAGGUGAGUGGUGCGGCAGAGCAGGUGAGUGGUGGGCAGAGCAGGUGA